Naumovozyma dairenensis CBS 421 is the source of this 1386-nucleotide messenger RNA. RefSeq lists its product as uncharacterized. NCBI's taxonomy places the organism in Eukaryota, Fungi, Ascomycota, Saccharomycetes, Saccharomycetales, Saccharomycetaceae. The transcript has a single exon. Gene Ontology annotation, molecular function: ribonuclease III activity. Bases 1 to 1386 code for a protein of 461 amino acids. The record is from RefSeq and is a predicted model, not a curated record. Gene Ontology annotation, biological process: RNA processing.
AUGGAUUUCUCAAACAGCGAGCCUUCGGAGACCAUCAUCACUGGCGUUCAACAAGUGACCCAACUAUUCCAAAUACGGCGAGCCGUUCGUAAAUUACAUGAAUCAAUCAAAGUUUUAUCUGAAAAUUCUAUAUCUGAGGAGGACCUGAAUCGUAUCAACGCUGCUGGGGAUAGUGAAGUAGGAAAAAUAAUCACAAACGAUAAUGCCAUACGUUACUUCUCAAAUAACAAGAACUUGAUGGAGUUAAAGAAAUUAGACACGCAAAUAAAAUGCAAUCUUCAAUUACCCUUAUCUUUGGCAUUAUCGUGUUCACCACCCAUCAUUAAUGGGCAAUUGAAAUUAAAUUUUGCAGGGUUAGGAGAAGCAACGAGUACACCUGAAAAGCAACAUUUAUAUUUUGAUCGAUUAACAGCACUAGGUGAAGUGUGGCUAACUUCUAUUCUUACCAAUGUUCUAUUCAAGCAAUUCCCGCUUAUUGAUUCAAAAAGUCUUACCAGUAAAGUAAAUGAAAUAUUGAAAAAUAAAAAUACAAGAUUCUGGAUAAAUGGCGUAAACUCCCUAAAAUUUUUUGAACUGGGCACUACAACCAACUAUCCUUUGGUAUUCAAACAAUAUAUUGGUUCAUUGAUAAUUGACAACAAUGGCUCACCUCCACCAGACGUAACUGAAUGGAUAGAAUCUUUGUAUGAAGAUCCCCAAGCCCCGACCUAUAAAACUAAUAAAGCUCUUUUGGAAGAAAAAUUACUUCCGAAUCCAUUAUGUCUAGAACUCAAAUAUUCGAAAAUAUCUGAUACUCCUCCCCUUAUUAUUAAGCUUGACUUCGGGAAAGAGGAACUUUCUCUUGGUUCAGGAGAUACUUUUAUUGACGCUGAAGAGAAUGCUGCUUUAAAUGCGAUCCAAAAAUUAUACUUACUACAAUCUAAAGGUUUUCAGGGAAACACAAAAAGAUUAAAACCAACCGAAGGAAAAAUAACUUUUAAGAAGAGAUCCCUAGAUGAUAUGGAGAAAGAUUCUAUGACCGAUCAAGAAAGGAAUAUUGCACUUUACACGGCAUCAAACAACUUUGAUAAGGCAAGAAAAUUGAUGAAAAUGGCAAAAGAAACACCUGAAGGUUCCGACAGACCUGGCAAAAGCAACAAUACAGCGCUUGGGGAGACAGAUAAUGGUGAUGGCCUCACGAAUGCGAACCAUCCAAUAAAUGAGUCCUCUUCAAAACUUGAGACAAAUGGUGAAUCGAAGCAAGGAACACUUGAUAAGAGUUUCAAAGAGGAAUUAUAUGCCCUUCUUGGUAAGAGAUAUUAUAAACCGCAUUAUAGAACUAGGAAAACGAAAUCAGGGCUAUUCCAUUCCAUAUGUUAUGUCAAAGGCAAAAAAAAUACAGACUAA